Messenger RNA from Lodderomyces orthopsilosis Co 90-125, 693 nucleotides. RefSeq lists its product as uncharacterized. The coding region runs from base 1 to 693 and encodes 230 amino acids. The record is from RefSeq and is a predicted model, not a curated record. Lineage: Eukaryota; Fungi; Ascomycota; Pichiomycetes; Serinales; Debaryomycetaceae. The transcript has a single exon.
AUGAUUACCAGGUUUACCAACUCAAUUAAACCUUACUUGAAGUCAUCAUCAUCGACUUUGACAUCUACAGCUGGUAGAAUCAGUCCAUCAUUAACCAUGUACCACAACAAUAACUCCAUCUUGUCACAUAAUCUACUCAAACAACUUACUUCCUACAGUUUGCUUCCCUGUACCCAGGAUAAAAUUUAUCAACAAACUGCACAAGCCAAUAACAUCAACAAAACUAAAGGAGUUAAAACAUCCAAGAGUAAGUCAAGCGAAGGAAAUCAAAAGUUUUACCUUGAUGUGAAGGAAAAUGCUGGAUUGACUAGAGAGGAUCACAAGUUCAUUAUUGAUCAAUGUCUAGAUAUUCAUCCUGACAAUACUAGGGUCAUUAUCCAAUCAGUAUCCAAUGUUGAUUUCAAGAAGUUAUCGAAACAAGAGAAGUUUAAUCUCAUUGAACAAUUGCAAGACUAUGACAAGCUAUUGGGUAUUUCCAACAAUGAAUCAACCCGUUUGAUGCCAUUGAUCAUUGAUUACAAGCACAAGUUGUUGGCAAAUGAUGAUGUCUCAUUUAAUCGUAUCAUGGCCAAUUAUUUAAGUUGCGGUAUUCAGAGUGUUGCUAGAAGCGGUAAUAAUUUAGCGCUGAAUAUCGGUGAUGCAGAUCGCAAAAUUACUUACAUAAAUACAAACCCACCUGGGGUUGUUGCUUAA